AAUAUAUACGAAAUGGAGAUUAAAAAUAUAAUUAAAACAGAGAGACAAAGCAAAAUGGGCUAACCCAUUAUUGGUUGUCCUGUGUGAAGCUCCGACUAUUGUUCGCCCGGUGCGGAAAAUAAAAUUUUCUGAGCUACGCGGGUAGAAAAAAAGUGGGCUGGCUUUACUGGGCCACAUACAAAAUUCUGGGAAAAAAUUAUUUUCCGUGUUGAACGGAUGAGAAAAUUAACGAAAUGCACCUUGCUUUAUUAGUAGGUAUAGAUAUAGAUAUUAUCUUAUUUUUAUUUGAUAAAAAAUAGAAAUUCUCUAUAGCAAAUUAGGGUGGCAUGUAAAAUACGCAUAGAGGAUAAAGGAAAAAAGAUCCUAAUCCUAGGGUUAAUCAAUUUUAGCUAGUUGAUGAUGAGAAAAUACGAAUUAAUGGUAAUGGUCUUAGGGCAAUUUAGUUCGGGGAAAUGGGCGUAGGCCUGAAUAGGCUGGGGUAAUAACGGCCCAGGGCCUGGAUGAUCAAUGCGCGAUCAGAUUCGGAUCGGUAAAAACCGCACCAAAAAAAUCAAAAAAGACUCGGAUCGAUCCCUGGGGUUGCAUAAUUUUUUUUAGGGGGUGGGUGCAUAAAUAUGGAGGCACCUAGUUGAUGGACUCGUGGGCUCAGAAGUCGUUGCAACUGAUUGGAAACCUAACCUAAAAAUACGCGCAUCCGAUGCCGCCGUUUCGACGGGACCGCGCCCGUCCCUCGGCGACGCCACCACCGUACACCAACGGGUGGCUGUGGCGGCACCAGCAACGACACCGGACCAGGCGCGCCGGCGCCGAGGGAAAAAAGGCUCUGCCUGGCGUGUCCUCGUCCGCCACCGACAUCGUCCGCUGCGGGGCGACGUGCAGUCACUCGGUAAACGCCGUGGCCACGCACGCCGACGCCAUCUCCCGCUCUCUGCCGCCGCCCGCGCAAUUCCUCCCCCACCUCGCCCUCGGCUUCUUCCACCAGGAAGCCCGCGCCCCUCGCGCCUCCCCCGCGCUGCCGCCGCGCUUCGUCCCGACGGAAGCCGCCUCGCGCCUCCUGGGCCCCCGCCCCCAGCUCGAACACGUCGCCGCCGGGCUGUUCGACCACGCCCGCCCUGUCGCAUCCCGCAACGGCCGUGUUGUCCUGGAGCUCCGGCGCGAGGCGCGCGCCGACGGCCUUACGCUCAGCGUGUGCAACCCCAUGACGGGGGAAAUCUCCAUGCUCCCUCCGCUCUCCGGCGACCACUGCCCCGGGCACUACGUGUGUGCGAUACUCACCGGCGACGACCUAGACGUGCCCGCGCCGUCGGGCUUCUUCCGCGUGCUCCUCGUGUACAACCGCCGUAGCUUCACGGCGCUGCGCUCCUGCACCUCUGCCGACGCCGACGCCGGCGUCGCAUGCCGCUGGGGGCCGGAAGAAAGGAAACCCGGCGGCAAGAUCAGCGCCAACAUGCUGCGCGGUCUUGGCCACGCCGUCGUGGUCGGCGGCGCGGCCUACUGGCCCAUGCACCAUGAGGCGUUCGGCGUGCGGCUCGACGGCCCGCCGUCGGAGCCGAUGGAUAUGUGUCCGGUGCCCUACAGGCAGUCGCACUAUUACGCCGGCGAGCGCCUGCUGGGCACCUCCGCGGACGGGAAGCGCCUGAGCUUCCUCUACGUGGGCUUCCUGGGAUGCACGGACUUCUUCAUCUACAUCGAGACCCAGACGGCUGCCGGCGGGGAGUGGGAGGGGCACGAACAGGCCCGACUCAAACUCAUCAGCCUACCCGAGCUCGGGAUUACCAUGAAAACCGCGUUUAAGCUGCGCUGGUUUGGCGAGAAGAGCGGCACGUUGAUGUUCACCGUUGGAGAAGGAGGAGGGUGCACAAGCCAGGGCGUCUUCAUGUUGAACAUCACGACGGGAUGCCUCGAGAAGCUUGCCGACGGCGUCGAGUGCCACGCGUGGAAAUACUUGUGCGGGUACGAGAUGGACCGCGAGGCGCUCAUUGCGUCGUCCGUAGAUCGGUCCUGACUUCUCGCCAAUAGCUACCUCAGCACAUGCCCAUCAGAACGCUUGUUUUUUUUUUUUUUAAAAAAAUCGGGAAAUAAACUUCUGCCGUGUGUCUCUUGCAUGGGAUCUUGAUUUUGUUUCAUGGAUGUGUGAAAAUUGAAUGAAACAUAUCAAACAUGCAUGAUAGGAUAGUUUCCAAGUUUCAUAUUCCAUAAUUUAGACUUUCCUAAUAAUAUGUAUAUUUUUUUUGAGAUAUACAAAAUAUGUAUAACAAAACUAGUAGAACGUUCGUGCGUUUCUAUGGGCUAUAAUGCAUAUAUAUAAAUAAAUCAAAUAAAUGAUUAAGGUUGUCUUCAAGGUCCAAGCUCAUCCCCUUCAUAUGUUCAGACGUGUUUGGACAUUAAACAGACGCCUAGUAGGUUCCCCGAAAUUCAACCAUCUUGACAGUCUGGGCUGCCCAAUUCUAGACCAUAUAUGGGGGAGAAAUGUGGUUAUUAGGACAAUGCGACAUGUUAUGUCCAACAAGUGGGCCCAAGACAAAAACUCCUCCACCCCACGACAAAUCCUUCCCUUUUUCUAUCGGACCCUUGCAUUCCCGCUCGGUUUCUCGCUGUAUUGGGACAUUUCUUGCUGGACCUCUCUCUCCUAUAAAACUGGAUGACCCCCACUUCACCUUCAUCGUGCGUCGCAAACAGGGACACAUCUUUCAUAUUUAGAAUAUAACUUGAGACUCACUGAUCUAAACUCAUACGGACAAGGCUAAAAAAGUAACACAAAAGUUUAUAUGGGAGUGACAUUUCGAUGACCGCGUCGAGGUGAUGCCACAGUAUGCAACAUCCGGUUCAUAUCUGUGGCUGGUAUGGAGCAUGGUGCAUGCGUCCAAUGAUAACAAUCGAACCAAGAACAAAGUCUAGGAAGUUGACAACAUCUACAUUAUUCUAGUAAUUGGAAAAUCUCUUACUGACCGUGACAUAGUCUUGCGACGGUUGGUAUAGAUUGAACGUUAAAAUUCAUCAUUUAGGAAGCACGAUUCAAGUUCUGCUUCAUCUGAAUGGAUUAUGAUUUUUGAUGCGAUUUUGAUGGUGUGUUGGUUCGGCCAAAGGAACUCCGAUGCAUUAUUUAGAAUAUAACUAGCAAAAAUGCCUGUGCGUUGCAACGGGAUAAAAUUUUAUGGUCUUCCCUAGCAUGGCUUAAAAUACAAAUAUUAUUUAAUUUAUGAUCCACAUAAAUUAUUCCAAGACGACGAAGAAUUGUGCUUUCAACCAUACCGUUUUUGCAAAACUGUUAGCAAAUAUAUGCAGUUUGGUUUGCAGCUUUCCGAGUUUCAUUCUCACCUCCAUUGUUUUAGAUGCAGUACACCCAUGAUGGUGUAUUAGUUGUCCAUGGGGAGGAGGCCAGAGGAGUAGUGGAGGAGUAAUGUUAACGACCAGCAUUCAGUUUAUGGUGACGGUGAUAGAGCUUCGUAGACCGGGCUAACUUGAGACUCACUGAUCUAAACUCAUACGGACAAGGCUAAAAAAGUAACACAAAAGUUUACAUGGGAGUGACAUUUCGAUGACCGCGUCGAGGUGAUGCCACAGUAUGCAACAUCCGGUUCAUAUCUGUGGCUGGUAUGGAGCAUGGUGCAUGCGUCCAAUGAUAACAAUCGAACCAAGAACAAAGUCUAGGAAGUUGACAACAUCUACAUUAUUCUAGUAAUUGGAAAAUCUCUUACUGACCGUGACAUAGUCUUGCGACGGUUGGUAUAGAUUG
This is a messenger RNA of Aegilops tauschii subsp. strangulata, 3736 nucleotides long. RefSeq lists its product as uncharacterized. The record is from RefSeq and is a predicted model, not a curated record. Lineage: Eukaryota; Viridiplantae; Streptophyta; Magnoliopsida; Poales; Poaceae.